AAACAAAAAUUAUCUGUCAAUUUAUCUACAAAAGGGUGCCACCUUCUGAAAAAUCUAAUAUAUUUUAUUUAGUAUGGCAACAUCAUGCUAUUAUCUAUUAAUUUGUUUUCUUUUUUCUUGCUAAAACUGUUUCAAUAACAAAUUUUUCUCGAGAAUUUAUAUAAAAAACUACAAAAUAAACAUGAUUGGUACAAAUUUUGGUAUAUUUCGUCCUGCUAAUGCUGGUUCUAGCACAAAUGGCAAUAAUCCAGCUGGAUCUGUAGCAUCCGCAAAUCCAGCUCAAGAGGGUUCUCAAUUAAGUGAUUUUAUGCUGCAAUUGGAGGAUUACGUCCCCACGGUGCCAGAUGCGGUAACAGCUUUUUACCUUAAUUCUGCCGGCUUUGAUUCCAAUGAUCCACGCAUUAUACGUCUUAUAUCGGUGGCCACACAAAAAUUCAUUUCCGAUGUAGCAAAUGAUGCCUUGCAGCAUUGCAAGACGCGCACAAAUAAUCAAAAUGGUAAUGCAAAAAUGGUUAAACCUACAAAAGAUCGCAAAUAUACUAUGACUAUGGAUGAUUUGGCUCCCGCUUUAGCUGACUAUGGUAUUACAGUGAGGAAAGCCCAAUAUUUUCCUUGAUUUAUUAUAUUAAUUUAGGUAUAUAGUUUAUUUCUAAUAAAAUUAUAAUACAUAUAAUUAAUGGUUUCAAUAUCAAUGUUAAA
Messenger RNA from Lucilia sericata (common green bottle fly), 699 nucleotides. RefSeq names its product transcription initiation factor TFIID subunit 10b (gene Taf10b). Gene Ontology annotation, molecular function: RNA polymerase II general transcription initiation factor activity; promoter-specific chromatin binding. Gene Ontology annotation, cellular component: SAGA complex; transcription factor TFIID complex; nucleus. Gene Ontology annotation, biological process: transcription initiation at RNA polymerase II promoter. The transcript has 2 exons. Bases 182 to 616 code for a protein of 144 amino acids. The record is from RefSeq and is a predicted model, not a curated record. Lineage: Eukaryota; Metazoa; Arthropoda; Insecta; Diptera; Calliphoridae.